AUGGCGUCCCUUGUGAUAUCUGAUAAGAUCUCGCGGGCAAUCUCCAUCAUCUUGUCAGUUCAGAUCCUGACCGAGAUCCCCACAACAAGGACCUGUUCCUUCCAGCUUCCUGGCCCAGCAGAAAGAACACAUUUCCUCUGGGACGCGAUCAAGAGGAUGUCCCUAUACAGUAGCUGUUGUACAAAGCGCAGAUUAGUCACAACGAGCGUUCCAGCUUUGAUUGAAAGAGCCUUUUUUUCUCAAUUGAAAGUGCCGAAAACGCGCCACAGCCACCACAAUUGCCAUAGCCACACAGAUUCUACCACCACUGAAGAAGCACAAGCCGCUUUAGCCACAGGGCAACGUGUCGACAAUUCUAUCAAGGACAUAGGCAAUGAUUCCAUCAGAGGCAUAUCUAGCAUAUGCGCUGUCGCACAACAGGCAGCUCUGGAUGCACACAGGGCAGAACCUCAGGACCCCGAUAGGCAUACAAUGUUCACCCUUGAGAUGUUCGAGAAUGUUGCCAUUGUCCUGCACUCUCGAGCAACACGACUAUUCUUCAAUCGUGCACUUGACUCACGAUACGACUACGACUUUUAA
This is a messenger RNA of Fusarium mangiferae, 579 nucleotides long. RefSeq lists its product as uncharacterized. The record is from RefSeq and is a predicted model, not a curated record. Bases 1 to 579 code for a protein of 192 amino acids. The transcript has a single exon. NCBI's taxonomy places the organism in Eukaryota, Fungi, Ascomycota, Sordariomycetes, Hypocreales, Nectriaceae.